Molecule: messenger RNA, 3074 nt
Organism: Choloepus didactylus (southern two-toed sloth)
Lineage: Eukaryota; Metazoa; Chordata; Mammalia; Pilosa; Megalonychidae
Gene: TUT1
Product: terminal uridylyl transferase 1, U6 snRNA-specific
Exons: 8
Coding region: 690-3035 (781 amino acids)
Cellular component (GO): mitochondrion
Molecular function (GO): poly(A) RNA polymerase activity; RNA binding
Source: RefSeq, a predicted model, not a curated record
UUGUUUUUGCAGCUGUUCCUAUAACUUUGAAUUUAUUUCAAAAUAAAAUUUAAAAAAAAUUUUAGGAUCAGCUUAAUUUCCAAAAACAACUGCUUGGAAUUUUGAUUUUGAUAGUAUUAAAUCUAUGAUUUAAUUUGAAGAGGAUUGACCCUAUAAUACUGAAUCUUUUAAUCUGUGAAUGGUAUUUCAAUUUAUUUAGACCAUCAGUUUCUCCCAAUAUUUUAAAAUUUUCUGUGUAGAGUUCUUGUAAAUCUGUUUGAUUUAUUACUAGGUUUUUAAAUAAUUUUUUGUCACUAUUGUAUAUGUAAAUUUUUAAAAUUUCAAUUCAUGAUUGUUUAUUGUUGGUACAUAGAAAUAAAAAUGAUCUUAAUAUAUUUUAAAAAAUCAGUUGACUAUAGAUGUAUACGCUUAUCUUUGGACUCUCAAUUCCAUUUCCUUGAUCUCAGUGUCUUUCCUUAUACUAGUACCACAUUGUCUUGAUUACUGUAGUGGGAGUUUUUUAUAAGCAGGAUGAGGCUCCAGUUUUACCACUGGAGAAGAUGCAAAAGAGUGUGUACUUUGGCCCCAAGUAGUAGUAUUUUUCCUGCUCCUGCUAACAUUUUACCUUUAAAAAACAGAAGUGGCCCAAUGAAUAUCAUUACUUCAACCAAAUCAUAGCAGCAAGGCUGUCAUGUUGCUGUUUUUCCUAGAUGGGAGUGUUUGCCAUCGUGGAGAUGGGGGACGUGGGUGCCCGGGAGGCUGUCUUGUCACAGCCUCAGCACAGCCUGGGCGGACAUCGCCUGCGGGUCCGGCCACGGGAGCAGAAAGAGUUCCAGAGCCCGGCUUCCAGAUCCCCCAAAGGAGCAGCCCCUGACAGUCACCAUCUGGCCAAAGCACUAGCCGAGGCUCCAGAUGUGGGGGCACAAAUGGUAAAGCUUGUGGGGCUGAGGGAGUUGUCGGAGGCUGAGCGGGAGCUUCGAAGCCUCGUGGUGGCCCUCAUGCAGGAGGUCUUCACAGAGUUCUUCCCUGGCUGUGUGGUCCAUCCUUUUGGCUCUUCCAUAAAUAGCUUUGAUGUCCAUGGCUGUGAUCUUGACCUCUUCCUGGAUCUGGGUGACCUGGAAGAGCCCCAGCCAGGCCCAAAGGCUCCAGAGUCUCCCUCCUUGGAUUCAGCCCUUGCUUCCCCACUGGAUCCUCAAGCCCUGGCCUGCAUCCCAGCCUCACCUCCAGACUCGCAGCCUCCAGCUUCUCCCCAAAGCUCUGAAGCUCUGGACUUUGAAACCCCUUCCUCCUCUGUGGCGCCCCAGACUCCGGACUCAGCUUUGGCCUCUGAGACUCUGGCCUCUCCCCAGUCCCUGCCUCCAGCCUCUCCACUGCAAGAGGACAGGGGAGAAGACUUGGGGAAGGCCCUGGAACUAGAAGAGGCCUUGAAGGGGGAGAAAACAGGAGGAGUAGCAAUGCUGGAACUGGUGGGAUCCAUUCUUCGGGGUUGUGUCCCUGGGGUGUACCGAGUCCAAACUGUGCCCUCUGCCCGACGCCCUGUGGUCAAGUUCUGCCAUCGACCUUCGGGGCUCCAUGGGGACGUCUCUCUCAGUAACCGGCUGGCCUUACAUAACUCCCGCUUCCUGAGUCUCUGCUCCGAGCUGGAUGGACGAGUCCGGCCUCUCGUGUACACUCUUCGCUGCUGGGCUCAGGGUCGAGGGCUGUCAGGGAGUGGCCCCCUUCUCAAUAACUACGCCUUGACUUUGCUCGUGAUCUAUUUCCUUCAGACCAGGGACCCUCCUGUAUUGCCCACUGUGUCGCAGCUCACCCAGAAAGCAGGUGAGGGGGAACAGGUGGAGGUCGAUGGCUGGGACUGUAGUUUCCCCAGGAAUGCCUCAAGACUGGAGCCCAGCACCAACGUGGAGCCCCUCAGUUCUCUGCUAGCCCAGUUCUUCUCCUGUGUCUCUUGUUGGGAUCUUCGUGGCUCACUGCUGUCCCUGCGAGAGGGCCGGGCGCUGCCUGUGGUGGGGGGCCUGCCCUCUAAUCUCUGGGGAGGCCUUCGUCUAGGUCCCAUGAAUCUCCAGGACCCCUUUGACCUGAGUCACAACGUGGCAGCGAAUGUGCCCAGCCGGGUGGCUGGGAGGCUUCAGAACUGCUGCCGAGUAGCAGCCAGUUACUGCCGAAGCCUCCAGUACCAGCACCGUUCCUCCCGGGGUCGGGACUGGGGGCUGCUCCCUCUUCUGCAGCCCAGCUCCCCUAGUGCCCUGCUGUCUGCUACACCCAUCCCCUUACCCUCUGCUCCCUUCACCCAGCUCACGGCUGCCCUGGUCCAAGUGUUAAGGGAAGCAUUGGGAUGCCACUUAGAGCAGGGAGCCAAGAGACCGCGAUCCGAGGGAGGUGGAACUGGGGAGUCUCCCCAAGGAGGGACAAGCAAACGAUUGAAGCUUGAUGGACAGAAACAGAACUGUGAGGAGGGGAAGGAGGAGAAGCAGCAGGGAUGUUCAGGGGGCCAUGGUGAAGAUGGGGUAGAAGAAAUGGUUAUUGAGGUUGGAGAGACGGUGCAGGAUUGGGCCAUGCUAAGCCCCGAGCAGCCAGGGGAGCUGCUCUUGGCAACUGGAGGGCAUCUAGCCACCGGAGAAGGGGAGCAGCUGGGCCAUGCUGUGCAGGCAAAGCAGGGGCCCAAGGGACCUGAGGCAGCAUGGGAAGGGUCUCAAGGUGAGACAGGGAAGAAGGCAUCGCUCUCCUCCGCAGUGAGUUGGCGCUGUGCCUUGUGGCACCGAGUGUGGCAGGGGCGGCGGCGUGCCCGGAGAUGCUUGCAGCAGCAAGCCAAGAAAGGAGGUGGACGUGGUGCUGGCACAGGAGCAGAGUGGCUGGUGACCGAGGCUCGGGUUACUCAGGAACUCUGUGGUGAAGAGAGGCCAGAGGCGGAGCCCCUUCUGACCUUUGUUGCCUCUGCCUCCCAGGCUGACCAGGCACUCACUGUGACCCCUCUCCAAGAUUCCCAAGGGCUGUUCCCUGAUCUCCAUCAUUUCUUACAGGUUUUCCUCCCUCAGGCACUUAGAAUUCUCCUCAAAUGAAGACAGGGGCCCCAAAGGACAAUAAAGCUGCUAGUUUGA